UCGUACGAUUACCGCGUGCCAUCGCGAGCGUUAGGCUCCCCCCACCCAUACACGGGUGACGUACCCAUCAUUAGAUUACUGCACACUUCGCUCUUAGAUUCAACUCGAUCUGCCAGACUGCCACUUCCUUCUCUUAUUCUCUCUCUGCACUCUGCAUUGCAAGCUAAAAAGGCAAGAGCGCACACACACAACAACAGAUCUAAGAUCCAAAUCCUCAAUGUGGUGAGCUCGUUUCAUCGUCUGAGGGUACAGUUUUGUGGACUCAUUGCUUUAUAUAAAAGUAGUCAUGUCAAGGAGGCAAGCAAGCUCCACACGACGCGGUGGAAGCUUUCCGUUUGUUGGAGCCUUAAAUUCAAAAUCAAAAUCUUCUCCAUUAUUAUCCACAUGCCUUUUCCUUCUGGGAGCGUUCCUUCUUAUCGGCUAUGCUUUUCGUGGCUCAGGUGCAUUUGGACGAGGUAGAGAAGCGAUUAGUCAUAUUGAAGGUGACUUUUCAUGCACAUUAGAAGUUCAGAGAGCAAUACCUAUUCUAAAGAAAGCAUAUGGGGACAGCAUGCGUAAAGUUUUGCAUGUGGGCCCUGAUACUUGUUCUAUGGUCUCCAAAUUGUUAAAAGAAGAGGAAACUGAAGCGUGGGGUGUGGAGCCAUAUGACAUAGAGGACGCUGAUGGAAACUGCAAGAAUCUGGUGCGCAAAGGCAUUGUACGCGUGGCUGAUAUCAAGUUUCCUCUGCCAUAUAGAGCAAAAUCUUUUUCUCUAAUUAUUGUGUCAGAUGCUUUGGAUUAUCUGUCUCCAAAAUACCUAAACAAGACUCUUCCAGAAUUUGCAAGGGUGUCUGCUGAUGGUCUUGUUAUUUUUACAGGUCACCCUGGUCAACAGAGAGCUAAAGUUGCUGAGUUAUCCAAAUUUGGACGGCCGGCGAAAAUGCGAAGCUCGUCUUGGUGGGCACGCUUUUUUGUCCAAACCAGCUUAGAAGAAAAUGAAGCUGCCAUUAAGAAGUUUGAGCAGGCUGCACUCAAGAAUUCAUACAAGCCAAACUGCCAAGUGUUCCAUCUCAACUCAUACCAUUGAUAUUUUAAGAUUAUAAUGACAUCUUAUUCAUUGUUUUUGGGAUUCAAUCCUGCCACAAAAGGCACAAAAGGAAGAAAGUGAAA
Messenger RNA from Alnus glutinosa, 1149 nucleotides. RefSeq names its product probable pectin methylesterase CGR2. Gene Ontology annotation, biological process: pectin metabolic process. The transcript has 7 exons. NCBI's taxonomy places the organism in Eukaryota, Viridiplantae, Streptophyta, Magnoliopsida, Fagales, Betulaceae. The coding region runs from base 287 to 1066 and encodes 259 amino acids. The record is from RefSeq and is a predicted model, not a curated record. Gene Ontology annotation, molecular function: methyltransferase activity.